ACAAGAAUUUCUUUAUCUACAAUCGUCUUUAUCAACCCUAAUUUACCCUAUGGCAUCACCGCUAGUAGACCUUCCACCACGACCAGAAAGAGCCCGUGUUAAACACUCGGAGGAAAUCGCUGUGGGAGCGACCGGGUUCCAAUCUGUUCUACACAAUAACCUAAAGAAAUCCAAGGAAAGAAAACGGCAACAGGCUAUGCACGAAGUUUUACAGAAGCCGUCCUUAUCAGAGCCGUCCAACUUGCCCAAAGACUCUAUCUUCACUUACUUCCAGGAGGAAACUGAGAAAAAAGACGGUGCGAGCUGUGUGUUCUUGCUGUGGGGUUCUGAACACUCUGAAAGCUUCAAAACCUGGGCUAUAGACGUUGCAAUUACCGACGUUGAAGAUGAGUAUGAAAUCUUCAAGUCGUUAAAGAAGAAAUAUGAUGAAGAAGUUGGCCUCCUAAAGAGGUGCUUUUCCUUCCGAAAAAUUAGUAGACUUAAGCCCGUCACUUUCCGGUUGAUCUGCCAUCCCUCAAAAAGGUUCUUAGCCUUCGUUGAACCUUUAGACCUAGACAGCUUGUACAAGAGCUACUCUAAGCAGCAGGAAGAAGCAGCGAAAGCUAUUGAAUUGAUAACAGACUUCGAUUCGACCGAUUUUCCGGAUGUCUGCUAUCGCGACAGCUCUGGGAAAUACCAUCAUUGCAACAGUGAUUGCCCAACCAACUCUUCAAAGCUCUCUGGUUAUUCAACCUGUCCUUUCGAGAAAUGGUACAAUUGCAAUGAUCAGAUACGUUGGAUUAAAACCGUGCCUUUCCUUUCUUGCUACUUCCGCAAUCCGGCCGGUGCAAGCUCUCAAAAUAUACUCAAUGGCAUCAAUAACCAUCAAUUCAUCUAUUACUAUAGGAACAUCAAUUUCUCAGUCAAUGACUUCCAGCCACAGAACAGAUAUCUAGAAUUAGAUGGCUUAUACGUGGAGACUGCAUGGUGUCCUAGAAAAUGUCUCUAUGUAUUUCUAGGUGUCCUCUUUUCUGUAGUAACCGGAGGAAAACUUUUCUGGGGCAGCUGGGAGGUAACCUUCAGUGCUGGAAGCUUCAUCGUCGCUUUGCCGAUGUUAGUAUUGACGGUACUUAGUUACUAUGAUGUCUGAUGGAUAGAGAAAGUGACCAAAGAAAGAGUGUAAAAAUUUACUGUUUAGCUUUUC
Molecule: messenger RNA, 1183 nt
Organism: Bipolaris maydis ATCC 48331
Lineage: Eukaryota; Fungi; Ascomycota; Dothideomycetes; Pleosporales; Pleosporaceae
Source: RefSeq, a predicted model, not a curated record